Adineta ricciae is the source of this 1182-nucleotide messenger RNA. The record is from the annotation of a GenBank genome assembly. NCBI's taxonomy places the organism in Eukaryota, Metazoa, Rotifera, Eurotatoria, Adinetida, Adinetidae.
AUGGACAAAUCGACCACUAAACCACCAUGUGUCCAUCGUUUUGUUAAUCAGCAAACUGGUAAAUGUUUGCAUUGUGGUUCUAUGCAACUUGUCAAAGAACCAAAGCUUCCUGACCAUGAAUAUCUGUCGAAUGAAGCCAAUCAUAGUUCUUUGGAACUUGAACAUUACGAACGCUUAGUAUUAAUGCUUGACGAGUGGAAGAAAACGAUGACGAACCGAAUUGAAUUAUUGUACAAAUCUAAACUUGAACGAUUACGUGAUGAUUUCGAACAACAACAAGCGAUUCGCCGUCGCAUUCAAACCGAAAAAAAUCAGAUUGAAACUCAACUGGAAACUGAAAGUGAACAUAUUGAAUUAACGAAUAUCCAUUUUCAAUUGAAAACUUCUGUAUCUGUUGACACGGAAUAUACCCUAAUGGCUGCAUCACCGGAAACAGUUCUUAUACAUGAUGGUCGAGUCUUUAAAUUAUUCGAUCAAAAUCUCCGUCCAUUAGUUGCUCUAGAUCUAACAACUUCGAUGCGUGAACGUUCGAAAGUUGUUGAUCUAUGUUAUGUCUCAUAUUUGUCGUCCUAUUUAAUUCUUUAUGAACAAGGUCUAUGGACAUUCCAACCAGGUUCCAAUGCUAAUUUAGUAACGUCGAUCAAACGUCGAGGUUACUUAUCCUUAACAACAAAUACCAAAGAUUUGUUUAUGCUUGACACUGACGGCAUCAUUGAACAACGUUCGCUUGUGUCAUGGGCAUUUCUUCGUCGUUAUACCAAACAACAUCUCUUAAAUGAUUAUAUCAACGAUCAACUACUAUCCAUACGGUUUCAUUCAACUGAUCACACAAGUCUAGCCAUUAUCGUGCGAUCAACAAACAAUCGUCGAUGCUUGAUGAUGUAUCAACAUUACGGUUCGAAUACAUUCAAAUUGUUGGAUCGUAUUCUUUUUCCGAAUGUCAAUAUUUAUACCAUCGCAUCUAUGCAUAUGUCACAUGUUUGGUUAGCGACAACAUGUGAGAAACAAGCGUUCUUCUUCAUUGAUAUUAAACGUGACUAUCAUCAACGAGAUCAACAACAAAUUUGGCUCGAAUGUGAUUUCGAUUAUCGAAUUAAGAAUGCUAUCGAAUUUGGUAACAAUCAACGCAAUAUCAUUAUUCGAUCGAUUCGGCCCAGUCAAAUGAGGCUCUGUCAGUUUUGA